Molecule: messenger RNA, 5431 nt
Organism: Amoebophrya sp. A120
Lineage: Eukaryota; Dinophyceae; Syndiniales; Amoebophryaceae
Source: the annotation of a GenBank genome assembly
GGUCAAUUACACGCUGGAUCGCGCGGCGCAGAAAAAACGCCACACGAUUCAAGAAUGAAGCUAAAACUCAAAUCAUUGUCUGCUGCCGCGAAAAGAUGUUGUAAACCUGCUGCGUCUGUCCAUCGAGGGAUAGAGUAAGAGGCAAGAACGCCAAGCACCACUAUAGAAGCGAAGCGAAGCCCCGAGGCCCAAAGUCAAAUGGCCCACUGACCAUCUCCAUUGUCUUAUUUUGGUUUGGAUUUCCAGCCGUUGUGCCUGUUUCACGACCUGUGGCACAAACUCGGAAAAGUAUAGUUGGUCCGUGCUCCUAUGUUUCUAUUGCUCCCCAAAACUGCAGCAACGGCACCCCACCGUCGGGGAUUCGGGUCGCCAUCCUCCGCUCCUGGUGGGCGAAUGUCCCGGACGGACCGUGUGGCGCUGAACAAUCGGGCAGAGUUUGGUAUGUUGCACCAGCCCCGCACCGCUGAGGAGAAGAAACAGCAUCUUGAAGCUCUCGGCUCCGUGCCAUUCGACAUGCAGGACGCCUAUCAGGAAUGGCGCAGCGAGCAGCUCCCGACGAAGCAGAAGGGAAAGACAAAAAACCCUUUUCUGCGCAUUCGCGACCGGUACACCUCCGAAAACCACGCGCUGCAGUUGAUGCUGCGUGCUUGUGUGGAGAUUAAUCUGGCCAGGAAUAAGAACUCGGCACCAGCACCGGGUGGAGGUACGGGCACCAGCUCCAGCGCGAGCGCGUCUAUUCUGUCGUCUAGUAGUGAAGCAAAGGAUAAUAUUGUUGUUUCUGUUGAAGGAGACGAAGCCAUGACUCGUAGCCCACUGAAAUCGAGGCGCAGAUCCCCGUGUGCAUCUAGCUCCACGUCAUCUUUAUUUUCCGCAUCCGCUUCAUCUGUGACUAUAGAUGACUCAGGGAACAAGAACUGUAGCGUCACCCGAGGAGUCUCAGGAAACACAGAUUUACCCGGUGGCUCAACAGCUUUAUUGUCGGCGUCUCCCGGCAGAAGUCGCGACGAAACCGAUCGAGAAAACUUGACGCCUUCGUGUCUCGGCGAUCUCUUGCGAGACGUGGAAGAAUAUGCACCGCAAAUAGGUCUGAUUGCUGGUGUGCAAAAUAAAAAUUGAUUGGGGUCGCACGAAUAUUUGUAAAAGUACGUGCUCGGCUCUCGUACCCUCGGUCUCGAAGUUCGCCACGCAUGUAGUGGUGGAACAACGCGGACGCUUGAUCAUGUCUCGCGGAGAAAAUAAGCGCGACCUUUCUUGUAUUUUGUAAUUGCAACACGCAUGUUUAUACUGCAUAUACAAGCGCUUUUUGCCAAGCGGCUUGAAGCCCGUCUUUUUUGUCUGCCUGCUGGAGUAUUUUUUCAUUUUCUGUUUAUUGAAAAGAAAGCCCGUUCAGAGCCAGACAUAUUUGCAGUCGUGGAUAUCAAAGCAGGAUCAGAAACGCACGACGCAGCGGCACGUUUUCGCGACCGCAAGCUGUGGCACGACCUCAUCGUUGCAGCCCGGCAACAGGCCACCUCCAGUCUCGAGUGCGCAAUGGCGCUAAAAGCAUUGAUAAAGUCGGGAUGUUUUUCCCCUCCAGACUCAGCAGCGGAGACCCUGCUCUCAGAGCGUGAGGCUUUCGCAGUCGAAGACCUUUUGUGGAAAGCCGUCUACGAGCUUGCCGGCGGGUCGGCCGGGACCAGCUGCUUCGCGCAGAAGCGCGUGCUGUUUCGACGCAUUCGCAGGGAGAACGGGACCGACCGGCUUCGGUCGCCACACUCGCUCGUAUAUUGCUUCCACGCGUUCGCGUACUUCCAGAGACACUUACUCGCCGUCCCCAUCCUCGGCCCGGCAAGCGACGGAAACGCUUGUGAAGAUUCGGGUAGAGGAACCGCGGAUGGCGCUGUGCGUCCGCCAAGACUCCCUCUGCCAUCGAAUGCUGAGGCAGACCAGAAAGAAACAACAGCAGCGCCGCGCACUUCGCGGCAAAAUGUUCGCGGAACAAUAAAAACCCGUGGGCCAUCAAGUGCAAGUGGAGUGCCGAUCUUGUUGAAGCUCUGUCAGGUCGCCCGCAAGGAGGUCACGCGGCACUCCUUUGUGGCGGAACAUCUGAAACUGUCGCUAGAGCUCGCACACCACUUGUCGAGCAUACUAACCUUCGCUGGUGACCAGAAGUUUUUGUCCUCCGCGCCGUUCGAUUCUGGCCCGGAACAACAAGCGACGUGUUCAAUUCCUCUUCCGCAGCUUCGGGACCUACUUCGUAACGUAUUCGACCACAUCCAGCAGCACGUGGCUGAAUGUCGCAGAAACAACUUCGAAGGCCUCUGUGGCUUGAAAGCUAGCGAGAUCUUCUUUGUCGUCAACGCAUACGGGAGAACGCAUAAGCUGUUCCUCCCGGCGGAUGGUGCCCAACUACAGCAACAGGCCUCACUCCGCACGGCUAGCAGACCCGAUUUUGGACGAGGACGCAGGAGAAACUUCCCUCACCAGCAGAGAGCCAGUCCACAUCUUGCGCAGAACAAAAGUACGCCCGCAGUUCUUUUCGAACGAGAGCGGGACUCCAGGGCUUACCUCGAUAUCAGCUUUAAAGGUUUCGGCGUCUGGUGGGGGUUGUCGUGCUAGUUUGUCACGUCUGUGUAUCAUGUUGGUAGCGUAGCGUAGGAGGAUCAUGAAGAGCCACGCAUCUUCGGGAGUUUUCCAGCAGUGGCUCUGUGUUGAACAAACAAAAAACAAUUUUCUACGUACAGUGCAUGAGAAACCGAAGUCGCUUCUUCAUUUCGUGUGGCUCUGACCCGAGAUAAUUUGCUGCGCAGUUAUAUCAACUUAAAGCCGCAGUGAGCGUCAGGGUCAGAUAUGCAUGACCAUACAACCUGAGUCUCUGUUGCCGCGGCGUUACUGUUCUCUGGCAGCAUACAACAGAACAAGACUCCAACACAGACCCUCUUGCAGAUAAGCAUGAUAAAGUAAGAGUCAUUUCAGAAGUGUCAGCCGCGCAUUUCUGACCUAGACCUAGAUAGAUUGAUAAAAUCGCUGUAACAAAAUUCCCCACGACCCGCAGCACGUACAAUUUUGCAAUGAAUAGCUGAGGGACUUCUGCAGUUUGCUCCGCUCGUGCACAAGGAGCUUGCGCAAUUCACUCCCAACCAAUUAGCGGGCAUCUUGAACGCGUUCGGGCACACUUCCACUUUUUUGAAGGUCAGCGAGAUUCUUGACGGCGAUCGAGAUCAUCGCGCACCCCCGGCGCAUCGUCCUGCAACUCAGGUCGCCACCUGUCCGAGUUGGAAUCAGCAGCGGACGGAGCGGAGAUUCGCGCGCGCGCUGGUGUCCCUCUUUGCAGAAGUAGGUUCGCACCUGUGCGGCCUUCUGGCGGAGGACCCGCGAACGGAGGACCACUCGACGUCGUCCCGGAGAGCCGCGACACCUCCUUCUAGUGCGAGGAGCCACGAUCUCCUGCCCAACAAGCUGUCGCUGCGCAAUGUCUCCGUGGUCUGCAAUGCCUUUGCGCAAGUGGGUAUCCAGCACGAGCGGUGGUUUGAGCUCAUCAGUCAGGAAGGCGCGGCCAUCAUCGCCGAGGACAGCACGCGCUGGAGCGCGGGAGGACGACGAGGUGGUCAGUCCGAAGAACACCGCAAGGACCUGGAAGAGUGGCAGCGGCAACUGACGAUGAUUGUGCACGCAUACGGAAAGUUGAAGCUUUCCCGGCAGCCCAAGCACCUGCCGUUCCUUCUCUUUUUGUGGGACCGUAUCAAAUUGUCGCUGAAGCAGGUCGCAUCGGCUCAGUCGAUCGCACUCCUGCUGCAUUCUUUCACCAAAAUGAGGCUUGAAGAGGACCAAGACAGCAGCACGUGCAGUGGUAUGCUGCCUUGCUUUGCGGACAGAAUGCUCGCACUUGUCAGUACUAGCGCGGCGCUGCGACGAAGUUCAUCUUGCUCACGCACGAAAACAAGGAACACAAUUAGCACACUUACGAUCACAAGCUUCGCAUACGCACUGCACAAGAACGGCCUGGCGUCGUCCCAUGAAAUCUGGGAUGCACUGGCCGCGUACGUGGCCCUGCUCCCGGAUGACGCUCAUUUUUUUUUCGAGGAGGAACAGGAAAAGCACGAACUUCGUUUCCGUGGGCAGUCUGCCCCAGAACCCUUCGAAAGCGUGGCUGUGCUGUCCAGAAAUGCAAAAAGUGACAUGGGAGGAGACAUAAACAAAACGAGGCGCAUCCAAAGGGAAAUAGAUGGGGCAGUUGUUCUUGCACAGCGCCACGGCUUGGUCCAGGAGAGAAACACAGGAACAGCAGAGCUACGUAGAAGUACCUCAACCUCUCACGAGAAGCCCCACGAAGAUGUAGAUCUGUUCCGUCUAUGCUCUGCAAAAGCUAUCGCACUCGUAACAAAAUUGCAGUCAUGAAGAUGCGCGAGCGCCGCGACAAAUGUCUUCUUCAAAUCCGAGCUCAAGUAACUCAUGUAUCACGUUCGCAACGCCUAGCCCUAGUGGUAGUACUUUUGAUGAUCUUCCCAAAAUGAAAAUUUGUGCUUGUCAUGUGAACUCUACUAGUGCGGCAAUGCGAUGCAAUACUUUUGCAAUGCAUGCCAUCACUUGACCCCCGGGGAAUUGGCGAACCUCUGCGCCGCACUGGGAGGCAAACGUGGAGCGUCGGUGACAAGGUUUUUCCAUCGUGUGGUGGAGACGGUGGAGGGCAGGAAAGAUGGUCUCGAUUGUGUCAUUCAUCGAAUGAAUUUUCUCGAACUCUGCAAACUGCUUGAUGCGCUAGCAACGCACGCGGAAGAAACCAGAGCCCGGCAGCAGGAGGAGGACCAGCACGCACAAGCGGAUCCUAAGAGGUGCCGCUCCACCUCCUCCCAUCAAUCCUUCUGUCUUUCCGUCUGUGCCUCCCAGAACCUAGUAGCAAUCCUCCAGGCCGCCGUGGUAAAUCUGGCUGCACCAGCGACGCCGUUCCCGGCCAUUCCCUACCGAAACUUGCUCAAAAGUUUGGAGCAGUUGCACCUCACCACUCUGUCAGAAGACUUUAUGCAAGCUGUCGCGGAAAGAAUAAGCGCAGCCAAGAAGCACGAGAAAAUGAAAACCACUGCUGUGCCAGCGCCCUGAGCAGCUCGCCUGUGCGCUCUUCUUUUGAGAUAAGUUAGUUCAAGUAGUAUUCCUCCAGAUUACGUUUGCCACCUCGGUUGAGCUACAAGCUGCACAAGUGAAACCUGCGCAAUUGAUGAGUACUGAAAAAAGAAACCAUAUCCAUGAUUCAUGCAGGAUUUGCGAGUAUUCAAAAUCAAAUAUUACUUUAUUGUGGAAGAUAAAAGGCUGAGCCUUAAAGGCUCGAGACCACUACAGUCCGUUCGUAGUGAACCUGCCAAUCGUAGGCAAUUGAUUCGGUCUUCUUGAGAGAAGAAGAAAUGGCUCGUAAUUUUUCUAGGAGAUGUGUCUUUUCGGGAAAACCCGUGCAAAGGUU